Molecule: messenger RNA, 1565 nt
Organism: Kickxella alabastrina
Lineage: Eukaryota; Fungi; Kickxellomycota; Kickxellomycetes; Kickxellales; Kickxellaceae
Product: mitochondrial import inner membrane translocase subunit Tim54
Exons: 1
Coding region: 196-1422 (408 amino acids)
Source: RefSeq, a predicted model, not a curated record
GCAAAAUGAAAAAUUAGAAAGUUUAUGCAAGAUCAACCAAAUCAAGCAUUAUAAUAUUUUAUUUUUGCCGAUGCUUCUUUAAGUGCGAUCUUGAUAAAUAAAAUUGGCAUUGACACAUUUAUUUAUCUUGUGCCAAAUCUACAUAUUCUUUCAAUUCGCCUCUAAGCAGCAACAACAAACAGAAGCUAAAUUCAAAUGAGCGCUGGUAUUCUGGGUACAAUAAAAAAAAAGCUGCCGUCGCGCAACACGGCGUUGUUCUGGGGUACGGUAUUCGGCACAAUCGGGUUCUACCAAUACAACAAGAGGCAGAGCAAAAAGUGCCUCGAGUACUACUGCAAACGGGCGGAGCAUGUGGCGAACCAGCCCGUCGGAUCGCUCGACACCAUGCGCAAAGUGCACGUGUACCUCACAGCGCCUAUGGGCGAGCUGGGCACGCGCAAGGCGCGGAUGCACUGGGAGGAGUAUAUUCUCCCAGUCUUUGUCGCCGGCGCGCUGGACUACGAGCUGACUUUGGUCAACGAGACGCAGACAGUCGAUGGGCUGGAGUCGGUGGUGCGUGGUGGCGUGCACAGCCUGGUUGCUGAGGAGGUCAAGGAGACGAGACGCAAGCAGCUGGAGCAGGAGGAGGACAAUGAGGAGCUGAGGCUAUGGCGGGAGGCCGUUGAGGAGCGGCGCAAGGAGAAUGAGCUGCGGGAGUAUAAAAACCAGCUCGGUCGCGAGCCCGGAGAGACAGUCAACGUUGGGCUCUGGAAGCCCGAGCCGUAUCCCGGCGUCAUGGACAUUGUGGUGGUUGGCCGCGAGGCGUGGGUGGAGGCCAUCAAUGGGAUCAAUGAGGGCGCCACGGGGUCGCUUAACCUGGCAAUGCCGCAGCUGGUCAAGCUGGACACGGAGGAGCGUGAGAACGCCCCGCGCGAAAUCACCACUGAGACGCAGGCACACGGCACUGAUGCCGAGAUUGAGGUCACCGAUACCGCGGGAGCCUUUGAUAUGACCGUCCCGGUGGAAACAGCACCAGCAGCAGAGCCUGCGCCGCAUGUCAUCAACUACGACCGCUUUGACCAUGGUGGUGCGCUGCCCGAGCUGCCGGCUGUAGCCUACAUCUCGCUCUUCAACCUCACGGGCUGGGGUAGCCUGCCGCACAAGAUCUGGAAUUUCUUCCAUGACCAACAGAACGUUGAAUUGUACUCCAGACAGGCGCUGCAGGUGGUCUUCGAGUCGACUAAGCGGCCGGCGCGCGACGUGCAGGAGAUUGUCGAUAUGGGCAAGGCCGAGGAGGAGCUGCCGUCGUGGGAGAACGAACAAAGCAUGGAGGUUGUUAUUGAUGCGCGCGUAGCCGAGGUGCUUGAAAUAUACGACACGCAGAAUGACAAUGCGCCGUUCAAAGAAGAGGGUGAGAAGGCCAACGAAGAUGCGUCCAGCUAAAUUACAAUCCAGCAGAACACUUUUUUUGGAAAAGGGGGAACGAGGGAAUUUGGGGGACGAUUCUCAAAUUUUUGAUAUAAUGAGUUACUCUUAUCGCAAUUACAUUUAUCUGUUAUAUUUUUCUGAUUCUACAGAGCAGCCGU